Geodia barretti is the source of this 227-nucleotide messenger RNA. The record is from the annotation of a GenBank genome assembly. NCBI's taxonomy places the organism in Eukaryota, Metazoa, Porifera, Demospongiae, Tetractinellida, Geodiidae.
AGCUAGCUAGCUAUGCGAGUUCCAAGCAGUAUUGACUCGGACGUGAAGUGGACGACGUGCUCCGAAGGUCAUUACAACAGCCCUAUAUGGUCGUAUCGGUGCUUGACCACGGAAUAAAAUGUUCCUCGCAUAAGUAUCAGCAACCCUGCAUACUUGAAUUAGGUUUUCUCGUAUUAUACGUAUGUUUUCCAUGUAAUGAUGUUAUGCAUGUACAUUGUUUUGGUCAG